Molecule: messenger RNA, 1212 nt
Organism: Fusarium proliferatum ET1
Lineage: Eukaryota; Fungi; Ascomycota; Sordariomycetes; Hypocreales; Nectriaceae
Exons: 2
Coding region: 1-1212 (403 amino acids)
Source: RefSeq, a predicted model, not a curated record
AUGCUUCUUCAGCCUACACUUCUGGAGGUGCUUUGUUCUUUCUUGACUAUUCCGGACUUCUUUACUUUAUUCCGAGUAUGCAAGCAACUUUACAGAAUAAAAAGCCAUAUUCUCAGCUUGAUUUGCGGGAUUAACGCUGCACUCAAGGAAUUUGUGAUCGACGCUACAACGUUUCGAGCCCAGUUGGGACACUACAAUGCAGUGAUCGCAGGACCCUUUGCCCUCAAUUUCUUCCAAUUAAGCAGUAACAGGGUCUCAAGGUUGGACAUCUUCGUCAAGGAAGGUGUCGAUGCCGAUCGAUUCACGGAUUAUUUGCAAACAACGGAAGAUUACAAGAACGAUUCUGAAGUCGACAUGAUUCCAAGACGUAGAGUCUAUAGUAGACUUUCACGGCCGAAUAUCCAAGUCCGUGUCACGCGAACAACUGGGCUACCUAUUAAAACCAUCCUCACUUCUUCAUCAACAACAACGGUGGUCAAUUUCAUCACUUGGAGCAAGGCAUAUUGUGUCUUCCCUCGCCAAACCCUUGUCAAGCAUGAGUUUUAUCCCCUUCGACCUUUGGAUGAUGAUUUCGGCUUGGAACUGAGCGAACUUUCUCCCCAUGGCUGGACAAAUCGAGAUAUCAUAUGGCCCGACCAUGUCGGAGAAAAACUUCAGGGCUUCCUUCCUGUUCGGCGGGUUGGUGAUAGCUCUAGCCUAGUGAUUGCCCUGGAUACCAACUCCGUUCUAACCCGAGCAGUCCCAGAUUAUGUAAUUGAAUUUUCUCAGUUUGAGAUUUCCGGAGAUGGCUUGCAGUCCAAUGCAGGCACAACCGGGUUCAGGCAUAAUCAAGGACUUCACCUGUUUGGGCAGAAUCAGUCCUGGCAGAGUCAUUCAUCAAACAUCACACAAAGGCGGUCCUUCUUACAAAUCAAAGCAAAUGAGUUGUCGUCUCCUGCUCUGCGCUACUUUUACAUCAUCACUUCUUCAGAAUGGCGCGACUUUGUGAGCCAACGAGCGCUACGUUGGGCCUGGUUGGAAGUGUACAGAUUAGACCCGAGAGAUCGACCCAUUCAACCCCCGGCAUCAGUUCCAAUCGUCUCAGAGGUCUCAAUCCCCCAAGCGUUCGAAUUGCCACAAUCAUGGGAUUAUGCCGAUGAUCAAAUACCAAUGUGGUAUCGACAUUGGGAGGACAUAAAUAUAGGACGGCAUCUUACAGGCAGAUCUAUAUAG